Messenger RNA from Mesorhabditis belari, 309 nucleotides. NCBI's taxonomy places the organism in Eukaryota, Metazoa, Nematoda, Chromadorea, Rhabditida, Rhabditidae. The record is from the annotation of a GenBank genome assembly.
AUGGACAGUUUGCCACUCGACUGGUCGACACUGACGCCGUUGUUUGCCCGAAGAUGCACCCUUUUGGCCGCGAUAAAGAUAAAUAUUAAAGUACACUACGAGGCGAUCUUCCGAUCCUGCUUUUCCCAUCUACGAUUUCCAAUUUGUUUAUUGGAAAUCUUAUUCCUAUUUCUCGACAUUUCUCCAGGUUCAAGUUGUGAGAUCUCAUUGUUUCGACCAUCCAUUUGUCAAGCUGCAAAGAAAAGAAAUGAUAUGCUCGACGAUGAUAUUGCUGUGGAAAGUGUGCGUCGAAAGGAUCUCAACGAGUCG